CGGAGCCGGAGCGAGCGGCGGUGCCGGAGCCGCGGGGCUCGGAGCGGGCACGAUGGCAUCGCCAGCACCGCCACCGCCACCGCUGCUGCUGCUGCUGCUGCUGGCGCUGCUGCUGGCCCCGGAGGCCGCGGGGAUGCGGGGCAGGGCUGGCCCGGGGCAGGCUGAGCACACAGCCCCGGUACCGGGGGGGAUGUGGGGCAGAGCUGGCCCGGGGCAGGCUGAGCACACAGCCCCGGUACCGGAGGGGAUGCGGGGCAGCACAGGGCACGGGCAGGCUGAGCACACAGCCCCGGUACCGUUGGGGAUGCGGGGCAGCUCCGAGCACGGGCAGGCUGAGCACAGCGCCCCGGUCCCCGCGGGCAGGCAGCGGCAGCGGCGGGGCACGGAGGAGGACUCGCGGGCGGUGCAGCAGUACGGGCCGGGGGUGCGGGUGGAAUUCCCGCGGCCCCUCAGCUCCGGCAGCCUCCAGCCCACCCGGGCCCUGCUCCCCUCCAGCACCGACCCCGGGGUCCCCACGGAGCGGGACGGGCCCGAGCCCCGAGCCAACCUCAGCACCGUGUCCGACCGGCGGCUGCAGAUGCACAACCCGCUGUACCCGGUCACCGAGGGCUCCUACAGCGCCUACGCCGUGGUGUUCCUGUCCCUCGUCGUGUUCACCGUGGGCAUCGUGGCCAACCUGGCCGUGAUGUGCAUCGUGUGGCACAACUACUACAUGAAGAGUGCCUGGAACUCCAUCCUGGCCAGCCUGGCUUUCUGGGACUUCCUCAUCCUCUUCUUCUGCCUGCCGGUGGUCAUCUUCAACGAGAUCACCAAGAAGAGGCUGCUGGGGGACGUGUCCUGUCGCAUCGUGCCCUUCAUGGAGGUCUCGUCGCUGGGGGUCACCACGUUCAGCCUGUGUGCCCUGGGCAUCGACAGGUUCCACGCAGCCACCAGCCCCCAGGCCAGCACGCGGCCCAUCGAGCAGUGCCAGUCCAUCAUCGCCAAGCUGGCCGUCAUCUGGGUGGGCUCCAUGACGCUCUCGGUGCCCGAGAUCCUGCUCUGGCAGCUGGCACGGGACACGUCGCCCGUGUCCGGCGUGAUGAGCGAGUUCUGCACCAUGAAACCUUCGUCCAACCUGCCUGAGUCCAUCUACUCGCUGGUGCUCACCUACCAGAACGCCCGCAUGUGGUGGUACUUCGGCUGCUACUUCUGCCUGCCCGUGCUCUUCACCGUCAGCUGCCAGCUGGUGACGCGGCGCGUGCGCGGCCCCGACAAGAAGAGCGAGAGCCGGGGCGCCAAGCAGGGCCAGGCCGAGGGCCACCUCAACUGCACCAUCAUCGCCCUGACCGUCAUCUAUGGGCUCUGCACCACCCCCGAGAACGUCUGCAACAUCGUGGUGGCCUACAUGUCCCCCGACGUGUCCAAGCAGACCUUGGACCUGCUCAACCUCAUCAACCAGUUCUUCCUGUUCUUCAAGUGCUCCGUGACGCCCGUGCUGCUCCUGUGUCUCUGCCGUCCCCUGGGCCAGGCCUUCAUGGACUGCUGCUGCUGCUGCUGCGAGGGCUGCGGCCCCGACGGCUCCUCCAGCGAGAGCAGCGCCGACAGCAAGCUCAAAACAGAGAUGUCCUCCUCCAUCUUCUUCGACAAGCCCCGGGAGACCCCCCCGCCCCUCCUGGCCUUGGGCACGCCAUGCUAAAGUGCCACCAGGGAGCCGUAGCGAUCGUUUCACCACCUCCUCCCAAGACCAAACCUUGUUCUGCCAUUAGUACUCGUGUCUGGACGUGGAACAAGAGAGAGACGGCUCAGGGGGCUGCGCCGUGGGCUUCAAAGCCAGCAUGGGGCAGGUGGGAUUGAAAUGCCAGUCCCCGUGGCUACCCUGGUGACCCUCUUGCCUCUGCCCAGAGGUCAGUGAGGACAGCAGCACCCUCCUGUCCCGGCUGCCUGGCCGGGCUCCCCAGGGCUCUGCUCUGGAGAUGGCGUCGUGCCGGAAAGGUCUCACCUGAAACUACAGAGGCUGACCAUGAUGGCUCCCAGAGGACACAGCAAACACAAACUGCCCUCCUCCUGUCCCCUCCCCUCCUGCCAGCCCCUCCACAAGAGGAAAAGGUCCAACUGGUCGUAUCCCACGGAUCCAAGCCGUGCCCUGUAUGAGCUCAAUAAACCAGUAACCUAGA
Molecule: messenger RNA, 2153 nt
Organism: Melozone crissalis (California towhee)
Lineage: Eukaryota; Metazoa; Chordata; Aves; Passeriformes; Passerellidae
Gene: GPR37L1
Product: G protein-coupled receptor 37 like 1
Exons: 2
Coding region: 53-1675 (540 amino acids)
Biological process (GO): adenylate cyclase-inhibiting G protein-coupled receptor signaling pathway; positive regulation of MAPK cascade
Cellular component (GO): signaling receptor complex; plasma membrane
Molecular function (GO): G protein-coupled peptide receptor activity
Source: RefSeq, a predicted model, not a curated record